Molecule: messenger RNA, 1467 nt
Organism: Rhizophagus irregularis DAOM 181602=DAOM 197198
Lineage: Eukaryota; Fungi; Glomeromycota; Glomeromycetes; Glomerales; Glomeraceae
Source: RefSeq, a predicted model, not a curated record
AUGGCAAAUCUCAAUAAAGACAUACUUCUCUUGAUAUUAGAAGAAUUACAAUAUGAUAAAAAUUCUCUCUAUUCAUGCCUUUUAGUUAAUAAAAUUUGGUGUGAAACUACCGUUCCAAUUUUAUGGAAGAAUCCUUGGAAAGAUCUGCCACGGGGAAAGGAGAAAUCACAAUCUAAUGUAUUCGUUUCACAUUUAUCAAAUGAAGUAAGAGAAAAGUUAAAAAGAGAACAUGGAAUAAUUUUACCAAAAGCGAUGAAACUCUCAUUUAAUUAUAUUAGUUUUUGUAGAUACCUAGAAUUAUAUAGAUUAGAUAGGAUAACUUUUACCAUCAAAGAUAUUAAAAUGUCCAAAAUUCCCUUUAUGAAACUUGAAAUAGCGAGAUUAUUUAUUAAUAGAAAUACAAGAUUCACUCAUCUUUAUUUACAUCAAUGUGAUCUUCAAACAAAUCUUAUUCCAGGUAUUGAAAUUUGUUUCUCAAAACUUAAGUUUCUUCGAUCUCAACCUAGCAAUUUUUUAUGUGAAUUAUCUGAAAUAAGCGAAUCGAUAGAGGAAAUAGAAUUUUAUAUUACAGAAUAUAAUAAUAAGGAUAACUAUGGAAUAACUAAAUUAAUUGAAGCUCAAAAAAAUCUUAAUUAUUUCAGUUUUACAUAUGGAAAAGGAGACAAAUCACUUUGCAAGACUCUUGGGGAUUCAUUGAUUAAACAUGCGAGUACUCUUCAAUAUUUAAAAAUAGAUCUGGAAUUAAUCACAAAAAUAACAAAGUCACUUUCAUACCUUUUAAAUUUAUCUAAUUUAGAAAUAAUAAAUCCAAAUAAUCAAAGAGCUUGGUAUCAUAUAGAAAAUGUAUCAUUUCCUUUUUUAAAAUUUUUAAAAACUCAACAGGUUUCAACUAAAAGUUUAAUUGGCUUAAUUGAAAAUACAAAAGGUCAUCUUAUGGAAUUAUGUAUUGAUUAUGAAGAUAAUGAUGAAAAUCUUAUACAAGCAAUUUAUAAAAAUUGUCCAAAACUCAAGUACCUUAAAUUAUCAAUUACAAAUAGUUCUAUACGUAGUAUUAAAGAAUUAGAUAAUCUCUUAAUUAAUUGCCAAUAUUUAAAUGGUUUAGUUAUUUAUAUUCGUAAGAAUUUUGAUUGGGAUAAUUUCUUCAAAUCAUUAAUUAAAUCAUCUCCAAAUAGUUUAUUAAAAUUUAAACUAUUUUCUUCUAUUUGGGAUAAUUAUAGUCCAGAAUCUUUAAAAUUAUUUUUUGACAAUUGGAAAAGUAGACAUCCUAUGUUGUUACAUACCAAUUUACCUAAUAAUGAAAAAGAAAAAUUUGAUUUAAUUAAAAAAUAUGUAGCAGAGGGAAUAAUUAUAAAACAUGAAAAUGUAUCGGAUAGAACUAUAUUUGAAGAUUUUGAAUGGACUUAUCCAACUCAAAAAUCUGUCUCUAAAUUUGAAUUUUUAGAAAGUAAACAAAUAACUAAUUUGUGA